Centruroides sculpturatus (bark scorpion) is the source of this 1201-nucleotide messenger RNA. Its product is annotated as tachykinins-like. The coding region runs from base 14 to 1030 and encodes 338 amino acids. The record is from RefSeq and is a predicted model, not a curated record. NCBI's taxonomy places the organism in Eukaryota, Metazoa, Arthropoda, Arachnida, Scorpiones, Buthidae. The transcript is spliced from 3 exons.
AAAUUAUUUAAAAAUGACGCCAAUCAAAUUAUCCACUGUACAUUCUUGGAGAAUCUCUGGUUCGUGUUGUAUCGUGUUCUUCAUAUUUUGGACAAAUGCUGUCACAAUUAUUGCCGAUAAUCAUCAAAAUGAAAUUGGUGGUGCCUCUCAGAUAGAAGGAUUGAAAACCGAUACAGUUCUAACAACUAAAGAAAAACGAUCUGCAGAAUUCUUACCGGAAAGUAAAGAAUAUGGAGAAGAAUUGUAUAAUAAAGACAGUACGUCGUUUAUGCCUUUGAGAGGUAAAAAAAACGAUGUAUAUCAAAAAGACGUGAUUAUUGAUAAUGCAGGAGUUUAUGGUGAUGAUAAAGGAGAUUUAAUUAUAGGAAACAAGCCCGGAGAUAUCAAUAUGGAAGAAAAGAGAGCAUUCUAUGCCAUGAGAGGUAAAAAGGAUGAUUUUAAGAGGUCAUUUUUCGCAGGUACGGAUAACGACAAGAAGGAUUUCAAUAAGCAUGAUACCGAAGAAAAAAGAGCAUUCUAUGCGAUGAGAGGAAAGAAAGAUCUGAAUGACGAAUUCGAUGAGGAUAAGAGAGCAUUCUAUGCUAUGAGAGGUAAAAAAGAUGAUUUAAAAAGAGCUUUCUACGCUAUGAGGGGGAAGAAAGAUUUAGAUGAAUUGGAACAGGAUAAGAGAGCCUUUUACGCAAUGAGAGGUAAAAAGGAUGAUUUUAAUAAAAGAGCAUUCUAUGCCAUGAGAGGUAAGAAAGAUGACAAGGAUGAAGAUAAGAGAGCUUUUUAUGCUAUGAGAGGAAAAAAAGAUUAUUAUGAUGAAAACAAAAGGGCGUUUUAUGCAAUGAGAGGUAAAAAAGACGUAGAUGAUUUUAUCGAUGAUAUGAGACACGCUUACAUUCUUCAUCAAGAUGAUGAAUUGGAUGAUGAAAUUAAAAGGGCAGCAUUGAUACCAAUGAGAGGAAAAAGAAAUGCUCAUCAUUUGGAUCUAAAAGAAACACCAGUUCUGAAGAAAAGAGGUAAAUUUUUUGCAAGUCGAGGUUAGUUCUGAUUUGGUAAAACUUCACUUGUAGUUCAUCAUUUUGUGAAUAAUUCUGUUAAUAAUUUUUGAUUCUGUUACACCGCUACAUUAAUUUGUUGUUAUUACAUAAAAAAAUGCUCUCUAGUAGAGAAAGAACAAAAAGUGAAUGUAUAGUUCAGUAUAAAUAAAACAUGC